Molecule: messenger RNA, 1247 nt
Organism: Ruditapes philippinarum (Manila clam)
Lineage: Eukaryota; Metazoa; Mollusca; Bivalvia; Venerida; Veneridae
Exons: 2
Coding region: 165-1028 (287 amino acids)
Biological process (GO): proteolysis
Molecular function (GO): cysteine-type endopeptidase activity
Source: RefSeq, a predicted model, not a curated record
AGGUUAUUAUAGAUAAUAGCCGAGCAAGUUCCGAAUGACUGACGGAAAGGGUCGAAAAGUUGCGAUUGUGCGAAAAGUUGCAAUUGAGAAGCAAGGAAGUUAAUCGGAAAAAAACAUAUAACUUGUUGUUAUUUAGCAGUGUCUAAGAUACCUAGAUACAUAAAAUGGACUUGGAGUACAAUAUUAAUAGAAAUGGGAAGAUUCUUGUUUGGAUUUACUCUCAGACGAGUCCACUUGGUUUACAUGAUCUUUCUGAAGAAGAGAAAAAAGGAAGUAAGAUACUGAUGACAGAAGAAGCCACUGGUUGCAAACGAGACAUUGAUUUGAAACAAAUUAGAAAGUUUUUCGAGAACGAGAAGGAAGGUAACUUUGAUGCACAAAUUGAAGUUAAACAGCAGAUAAGAGCACCAUUUGAAGAGUUCAAAUCUGAGCUGAAAAAGCUAGACACAGAAAAGCCGGUUGAGUACCAAUGUUUUGUUUUUGUCUUUUUGACAUACAGUAAGCCGCAAUAUAAAGGGGAAUACAGUGAAGAGUUCCUGCAUUUCGACCACAAAAAAAUGGCAGAAGGGCUUGUCCCACAAGCAAAAAUCAUCGAUGAAGUCAAAAAUCUAAAUGUAACAAAAGGGAAGCCAAAAAUCUUUCUUAUCCAAGCAGAUGAUUUAAGUCUUCUUAAAGAUAAGAUGACACAAAAAGUGGUAGGAUUUGAGACACCAAAAGUCAUUAAAAUACCAACAGAUGCUGAUCAGCUCAUCAUAAAAUCCACUAUUCCUCAGAGAAUUGCCAACAAACAUGCUGCUACAGAAACACCAUCGUUUUUGAUACAAGCAUUUCUGAAAGCAAUGAAAAAUAAAAAGGAAAAGGAAGAUCUUUUAACAUUGACGACAACUAUCAACAGACACGUUGCAGACCUUAUUACUAAAUCUAAAGACAAGAGGGCAGCUGAUAUGCAUGUUCCUUUGGUUACAUCUACACUCACAAAAUUAUUGUUUCUACAAGCUAAUACUACCCCCGAACAUGUCAUUAGCUGAUGAAUUUACUUUAUUCCACCAUAGUCCAAAUAAUAUGGACAAAGAUUUUAGAUGGCAAGUUUUAAAAGCUGACUAGCUAAGUUCAUAUAAACUUUUCGUUUUAUUUAUCUUUUGUAUGGUGGGUUUUGCAUGGAAUUAAAUCAAACAAUUAACUUACUGAAGUAUAUAAUGUAUUAUUAACAAGUCAAUAUAUAAUGGCAAUAAAAGCAAAAGUGUAAA